CGAACGUAGAUAUAUCUACCCCCUUCAUUUUUCUCUACUUCUCUAUCAUAACAUUCUGCACUGUUUCAGACAGAGAAGAGUUAGAGUCUAGAGACAGUUGUGGCCAUGUUUGCAUGCUUGAGCUGAAGAUGUUCCUAGUACUAGUAGUAGUAACUUCCUACCAUUGCCUUUAUCGUCAAAUAGCAUUGUUGCAAUAGUGUGAACUAACUGUUACUUCAGCAGACGGGUAGCUAGCAGAAUGGCGGAGAAUGUUCGGAUUCGCGAGACAACAGCUGAGGACAUGCCAACUCUUCGAUCUCUAAUCGAGGCAUUUUUGCCGUUUGUUUCGAAUGCACCCGGUGAUGCAGUGACUAUCACUGUUGAAGACCUUGUCCGAGAUGGCUUCGGCGAUAAGCCCUGCUUCACUUGCCUCUUUCUUGAAGUUCUUGAGGAUGGCAAACCGCCACAAGUCGCAGGCUACACUCUGUACUACUUUGCAUAUUCAACAUGGUCAGGCCGUGUGCUCUUCAUGGAGGACAUCUUUGUGCUGCCUGAACAUCAUCGAAAAGGAUUCGGGAAAUUUAUUCUGAAACACUUGGCUAAGAUUGCGUUGGAUAACAAAUGUGAGAGGUUGUCUUGGCAAGGAAUCAAGGAGAGAGACUGUACCCAUUUCUACAAUGCUGUUGGAGCUGGCUGCAACUCAGCCUGGAGCAAUUUCAAGUUGGAUGUGCAAGGCAUGGCCAGUCUCCUGGAGGAACCGUGAUUCGGAUGCGAGAGUGGCACUAGCCAUUGUCUUUCACGAUAGUCACGACAUAAUAUUGCCGGGAUAUAAAUAGGUGUGUGAGGGCAUUUUCUUUUCUUUGUAUUUAUCAUAUUUUGUGUCCAUGGGUUGUGUCAUGGGCUGAAUUUCGUGUGAUCAAUUUUGUCAAAUUCACCAUAGCAACAUGCAUUAGGGCACAUCCAUCUUCGCAUUGCACAGUGCGAUGUUGCCUGGUCACUCAGUCACUUUCGUCUGACUUGUUCUUCUAAGCUUUCGUCGCCAAUGCUGGUCACUGGUGAAGGAAGGCUACAUGUCCCAGUCUUAACUUAUCUUUUUGUGGGGUUUUUUGUUGCCCCUGGUGCAUCCCAGGUUGUCUUGACGACGAUUCAGUGGAAGUUUUUUUCUAUUUUUACUCCUUAGUGUGUUGUGUGCAAGUUUUUCCACUGUUGCGUGAAAUUAUUUCACUUUAUUUGCAAUUAUUUCCCAUCCGCACGUGAUUCUUUCGAAGUAUACAUGUAAUUAUUAUGUUGUGCUCUACGCAGAAUAUUCGAAUCUACGUCUACCCAC
Molecule: messenger RNA, 1306 nt
Organism: Sycon ciliatum
Lineage: Eukaryota; Metazoa; Porifera; Calcarea; Leucosolenida; Sycettidae
Product: thialysine N-epsilon-acetyltransferase-like
Exons: 6
Coding region: 239-742 (167 amino acids)
Molecular function (GO): N-acetyltransferase activity
Source: RefSeq, a predicted model, not a curated record